AUGAGAGCUCUCGUCCUGCUGGAAAAAGGGAGCGCUGCUGUCAAGGAGCAUCCCGUUCCAGAAGUCGGCGAUGACGAUAUACUCGUCAAGACGGUAGCAGUCGCUCAGAAUCCUACCGAUUGGAAGUUUGUCGACUCCGGGAGGGGGAACCCAGGGUCCGUCAUCGGCUGCGACUGGUCCGGCCACGUCGUGCGCGUCGGUAAAAACGUCUCUACGCCCAAGGUCGGUGACCACGUCGCCGGCUUCGUCAUGGGCUCGACGUUCCCCGACAGCGGCGCGUACGCCGAGUACGUGAAGACCCCCGCGGAACUCGCAUGGGUUGUCCCCGAGGGGACGCUGACACACGAGGAGGCGGCGACCUUCGGCUGCGCCUUUUGGACCGCAGCCCAAGCAUUGUACCACCCCAAGCGGCUCGGGCUAGUCGAACCGCCUGCGAAGGUUACCGACGAGGAGUGGUUGUACAUCCAUGGCGGAGCUUCCGCCGUCGGACAGUUCGCGAUCCAGCUCGCUGCGCUCUCCGGAUACAGAGUCGUGACGACCGCUUCGCCCAAGAAUCAUGAGCUCGUCAAGUCCCUCGGUGCCUCGGAGGUAUUCGACUACCGAGACUCAGAGGUCGUGUCCAAGAUCAAAGCUGUGACUCGGGACUCGAUCCGCGUCGCGUUCGACACGAUUAGCUUGCAGGAAUCGCAGAGCAUCAGCGCGGCGGUCAUUGCGCCGACUGGUGGGAAGGUGAUGCAUAUCUUGGCCGUGAUCCCGGAGGCUACGGCGAGGAAAGACGUCGUGCGCGAAUAUACCAUCAUAUACUCUGCCUUGGGCCGCGCAUACACGUACGCAACUGGGCAGCAUGCAUCUGCUGUACCGGAGGACAGGGCGCAAAUCGUCGAGUUCUUGAAGAAAGUACCUGGGCUCGUCAAGGACGGUCAGGUCAAGCCACUCCCGAUCAACUUAUGGGAGGGAGGCUUGGACAGCAUCCCCGCUGGCUUGCAAUACAUGAAAGAGGGCAAGGUCAGCGCCGAGAAAAUAGUAUAUAGGAUUUGA
Molecule: messenger RNA, 1038 nt
Organism: Dichomitus squalens LYAD-421 SS1
Lineage: Eukaryota; Fungi; Basidiomycota; Agaricomycetes; Polyporales; Polyporaceae
Product: GroES-like protein
Exons: 6
Coding region: 1-1038 (345 amino acids)
Molecular function (GO): oxidoreductase activity, acting on NAD(P)H
Source: RefSeq, a predicted model, not a curated record